Molecule: messenger RNA, 1057 nt
Organism: Drosophila busckii
Lineage: Eukaryota; Metazoa; Arthropoda; Insecta; Diptera; Drosophilidae
Product: maker342
Exons: 2
Coding region: 52-528 (158 amino acids)
Source: RefSeq, a predicted model, not a curated record
AUUUAUUUUUUUUUAAAUAUAUACAGUUUUUUUAUUUGGUACUAAAUACAGAUGGGUGUACGUCAGUGGUUGCUGCAACUGCUUGGUGUGCGUCAUGUGGCAGCUGCCAAUGCAACUCCAAGCCAAACAAUGGGCGCACGCCUAAGAAGUGCGCUGAUGCGAGCCAUGCCCUGGUUGCAGUUGCAACCAAUGAAGCAUGAAUUGCUGCCAGCGCCACGUAUGGGCAUGCGGCGUGCUCUGUUCAUACCACAAGCAGCUGCAAUGCGUAUGCGGAAGCAGCAACAAUGUAAGCAGCCGUUGCAUGCUGUUGACAAACAGGUUGAAGUUGGAGAUGAUGACGGCAGUGCCAGGGGCCUGCUUGAUGUGCUGGCCAAGGCGCGUCCAUGCAGCAGCAGCAGCGUUGUCAUGAGCAGAAGCCGCAAGCUAAGCUGUCGCCACAAUGUUGGGCAGGCGCCACAUCCAAUGCGUAUACGCGAUGCGCUCGCCUCGCGUCGCAUCAACAAUCUGCAGCUAACGCAAAAGAAAUAACCCCCCACUGUACCUCGCUCAACUUUCAAACUAAAAACCAAGCUUGCUUUUCGGUAUCUUUUUACUAUUUUUUUUAAUUCCCCUGUGUGGCAGAUUUGCACCAUCAUUAAAAUCAACAGCAAUGCACAUAAUUUUUAGCUGAGCAUCGUCUCAUGUGACCCCGUUAAGUCGGCAGUGUCCAGUCUAGAGCAAGUGUCCUUUACACCAAAAAGGAAACCCACCCUAGCAACCACCACCAAAGCGACUAACCCAAGCUCUAUUAAGAGGGGUGUCGUUAAAAAGAAAAAGGUCAACGAUGCGUAUUUUAUGAAUACAUAGAUUGAAAUCCACCCAAAGGCAAUGAUGAGUUCUCACUCUCUCUCUUCCUCUCUCUCUUUCUGGCUUCACCCUUGCUGGCUGCAAAUGGACUUGACAGCGCGUGUGAAACGAUUCACUUGAAUUGCCUAUUAGAGCUCACUUUGUCUAACGCUUACAUAAUCAACUAUUAUUUAAAAUAUGUACUCAGCUUGUUGCUUGUUGAGUUCAGCGA